Penicillium cataractarum is the source of this 2766-nucleotide messenger RNA. RefSeq lists its product as uncharacterized. The record is from RefSeq and is a predicted model, not a curated record. Lineage: Eukaryota; Fungi; Ascomycota; Eurotiomycetes; Eurotiales; Aspergillaceae. The transcript is spliced from 3 exons. Bases 1 to 2766 code for a protein of 921 amino acids.
AUGGAGCUCGCAAGUACUGCAAUCGGCGUGGUCGGGUUGGCCGCCCUGUUUAGUACUUGUACAGAGACAUUGGAUACACUUGCCGCGGCUGCCAGAUACAGCGUGAAUCGUGAGAUAUUACAGACAAAGAUUGAAGUCGAACGACUACGACUCAUGGUCUGGGGGGAAUCGGCAGGAUUGACCGAUAUCGACCCCAGUAGACCUGAAGACGAGACUGGCUAUGACCCUGAUUUUCUCAAUGAGUCUCUCGGAGGUGCCGCCCUACGCCCGGCUGUGGCAGGCCUCUUAGCCUGCUUCGCACAUUACUUCGAGGACAUCGAGCAGUUGCAAAGUCGAUAUGGUCUUGUCACGCAGAAACAAAAUCAAGACAAAGAAAGUACACCGGCGUUGGCGGAAGCGCCCACUCGACAGAUACUCCUCACCACCUUUCAGAGAACCUACGCGCGUUUCCAGCAACGUACUUCAAAAGUACAGGCAAGCACAUCAGCCUUUAAAAAAGCCAAAUGGGCUAUUACGGAUGAACGCAAAUUUCGAAACCUCGUUGCGGAGCUUAAGGCAAUCAACGACUCACUCGAUUCGCUACUUCCAGCCAUCAGGGACAAGACGCGAGUACAAAUGCGUACAGCGAUCAUGCGGAGCACUGAUGUGGAUCAGCUGCAAAAUCUAGUCACUGCUGCUGAUGAGGCGACAGAUCUCAUAGCCGAGACAGCGAGCUUGAGACUUGAGAUGCUGUCAAUAUCCGGUAAAGGAGCCGUGAAGCCAGCUCCAAAGGUUGUGCAAGUUACAUCGGCAUCUAAAGAGUUGAGAGGAGAAGGCUUGAAUAAUGCGUCUACACAGUCCGGGCCGUCGGGGUCAAAGUCGGUAGUGCAAGAUCUAAUCGCAGCCACAAUUGCAGAUGCCCCGAGUCCUGCUUCUGUCUCUACGGCGCCAACAGGGGACAUUUAUGAUGAUACCGGAGCAUUAGUUGUUCACAAAGCCUAUCAUAAAGCUGACAGUCUAGCAUGCUUCUCCUGGCACGUUGGACUAGGCGAGACUACAGAUCUAGCAGAAUGUCCACCAGUUGCUGACGCAAUGUUUGGCGUUGCAGAGAGUUUUCUUGAGGUGGACGUCGUGAGCGACAGAAAGUAUGCUGGAUGGUCUCCUGGAUCAGUCUCCUUGAUUGGUUUUGCCAGAGAGGCCACUUUCUGGAAAAGGGCAGGAGAACUGGAAAAGAAACCUAAUCCUCCCAGCUGGUAUCGAGUUAACUCAAAACCACUUUCCCAAGACUUUCUUGAUAAGAGAUGGAGGCAACUGGUGAAAGAAGGACUUGGAGAUGACUUUACGGACAAGAAGGGCUACGAGCAGGUACUGGAGCUGCUCGGCCCUAGCCACUACACAUGGCUUGAUCCGAAAGAAGGGUACAAGCUGCGACAUCAAAUCACCGACCUCCUCGGGGCCCUGAGCAGCUCGAUAAUACCCAACUUCGAAGAGAGGGGCAGUAUCGGGCUCGUCGCAUUCCACGAUCAAACCGUUCCGAAUUCGCCUUUUGGGUUUAUCGAUUUUAUGCGGCAGAUGGUCAUCGCUCGCGAGCUGACACUACGCAUCCAGCUGGCCAACCAACGGUGGUAUGGAGGGAUCACACGCAGAGUUAUCUAUGAUAUGAUAGCUGCUGAUCUGUGGACACGGCAUGUGGAGAUCAAGCCCGUAGCGGCAGCCUUUGGAAUACCUAAAGCUGUAUUUCAACGCCAGGUGCAUGGCAUCAUCAGAUUUGUCGAUGAGAUGCGCUGGCCCUAUGCGGAUGAGAUCCAAAAAGAAGCGAAUCAUCUACUCGAGAAAAACCCCGAAGAAAUAGCCUUGGAUUUGCGAUUGCAAGACUGGCUAAUGGGAUUGGUACUCCCAGGGGCUCGCCUCCCUCUUAUCCUCGUUGGUGUUCUGUACCAGCUGUCCCCGACAUUGCGACCCCACAUACCGACCGAGAGCGUCAAGUUUCGCGAUGGAAACUUUGGUAUUGUUUAUCCCGAGGCCUCAUAUUGGAAUGUCCGCUCUGUACUAGGCAAGGUAUUGGCCCCGCUUUCUCGGGAUCAGGAAACAAACCAUCGGAAGGUCCACUGUUUAGGUGGCUGGGUUGGGCCAUGUCUUUCACCCUCCCUCCCAGAGUGCCGACUUGGCCUUACAGUUUCUUUGUCAACUCGCCAACCUCCCUUCGCUCCACUGGAAUUGGACUCUAGCAUCGGUGACGCGACUAAAACCACCUUGUCGAGUAUUGGUGGGCAAGGCCAUGGCGGAGAGUGGAUGCUACCGACGCCCCCCGAACUAUCCCGUGAUACCGUCGCACUUCAGACCGUUCGCCUGUCCAAGGCGCCGAAGGCUGAUUUGAGUGCUAAAGAUGCACUUUAUUAUACUGCACGUAUUGACUUCCGGUUAGGGCGCAGUCGUACCUUUGUUACGUUCACACUUUACACCAAUAGCGUUUUUGUUUCCGUUCCACCUUGUCGAGGCACGCAUAAGGUUGAUCCUCAUGCCGCUGGCCGUUACACGUUUGCGGUUAAAGGAAUCGAAGAAAUAGCACGAAUAUCCAAAACGUGUGAUGCUGCUACUGAUAUGGCCAUUAUGGUCGUGAACGCUACCGGAGGACCAGCCAGUGAGGUAUUUGCGCGGGCAUGGUGCUGUCAAACGGGGACUAAUGCCGUGAUAUGGAGGAGGGAAGGAGGGAAAUGCUGCUUCAAGUGUGCAUUGAUGGUAGCAUCUACAGAUGGACUAGGAACGGGGACUUUGAUUGCUUGCUAG